AUGGCAUUGGCAGCCCAGCCUAAGAACCUGCAGAUUGAGAAUGUUGUUUUGAACCUUCCUAGGAACAUUCGGUGCAACAAGUGUAGGAAUACCAUGGCCAAAGACACCAAGAUCAAUUCCCGCAAAGAAAAAUCCUCCGGCAACUUGGUACGUACUUGGGUUGUUAUAAUAAUCUCGUUUGGGAGUAUUUGGGGAUUAAAAACACCAGAUUUCACUUCAGUUGUACCCAGUGCUCGGCUGGGAUCGUCUUAA
Messenger RNA from Prunus armeniaca (apricot), 252 nucleotides. NCBI's taxonomy places the organism in Eukaryota, Viridiplantae, Streptophyta, Magnoliopsida, Rosales, Rosaceae. The record is from the annotation of a GenBank genome assembly.